Molecule: messenger RNA, 1023 nt
Organism: Triticum urartu
Lineage: Eukaryota; Viridiplantae; Streptophyta; Magnoliopsida; Poales; Poaceae
Source: RefSeq, a predicted model, not a curated record
UCCCUCUCGUCUCGGCUCCCCCAUAUAAUCCCAACCACGCCCCGUCCUUCUCAUCUCAUCAGAAUCCAGAGUCCGCACGCGAGAACUCACACCGACGGACAUGGGGAACUGCCAGGCGGCGGAAGCGGCGGCCGUGGUGAUCCAGCACCCGGGCGACGGCAAGGUGGAGCGCCUCCACUGGCCAACCACCGCGGCGGACGUCAUGCGCAGGAACCCCGGCCACUACGUCGCGCUCGUCCUCCUCCAUCACGACUCUCGAGGAGUUGACCCCGACCCCGCCGUCCCCGGAGGAGGAGGAGGUGCCAGGAUAACCAAGGUGAAGCUCCUCAAGCCCAGGGACACGCUCCACCUCGGCCAGGUCUACCGCCUCAUCACCUCCCAAGAGGUGAGCAAGGCCGUGCAGACGAGGAAGCAGGAGAGGAUGCGCGGUUGCGACGAGGCGAUCGAGCAGGAGCGGCCGCGACUGCACCGGCGGCGGCAACCGCCGAGGCCGAGAGGUGGCAACGCAGCCACAGAAACCAACGGCGAACUGAGGCAGCCCGCCGAUCACCAGGAACGGAAGCGGAUGGAGAAGGACCGGCACGACCGGAGCAUGGCCGCCGCACGCGGCAGAGGCCGGCACUGGCGGCCGGCGUUGCAGAGCAUUACAGAGUCGUCGUCGAGCGGGCACGCCGACUCCGGGGAUAUAUGUAAAUGAACUACUAGAAAACUAGAAGAAGGUUUGGGGGAGCUUGAAAUGUACUACAUACAUUAGGCGAUCUGAUUGUAUCCAUCGGUUUCUUUGAAUCCGUUUUGGUGAUACAGUAGCAUGCAUUGCCCAUUCCAUAUCUUUUGCGAAGAUUGCUUGUUCCUGUCUUGAGGAUAGCGGUUUAUCCAAGUCCUACUUGUUAUUCGCAGUGGUGCGGAGGACAGGCGUGUGCUCCUUGUGUUUGUAUUUUUUUUUAUUGUGGCAUUAGAGUCAAUGAAAAACGACAUUUAACCAGAAAACCCGCAUUCGGUGAUUGACCGAAAAAGGCGUUGUUA